UGUAAACAGACAACAAAAUAGAAAUAACUAUUCAACGACUCUCUGCCUGAAUCUUUCUUUUUUAUCUUCCCUGUCUCUCUAUCUCUUGCUCUGUCAUUUCUUCCUUGCUCUCUAGGUUUUCGAAUCACACCAUAAAUAUGACAGCGAAAGCAUAAAUUGUAAAAUCUGGCAGAAGGGAUUGAAGUUUGGGGCGAUUGGGUUUCCAUUUCUGCGGUCGUGGUGGUGGUGGUGGUGGUAGGGUCGCGAUGAGAGAGCUGGGUGCCGACCUCUUCGAGCCCCGGACGCUGAUGGACUCCGAUUUCUCUCCGACGAGAACUAGUGGCUCCUCCGCCGAUUCUGACUUUGGAUUUGCUUUCAACGAUCGGAAUUUCUCCGAUAGGGUCCUGAAGAUUGAGAUAAUCCCCGAUUUGCCCGACACCAAAUCAGACGGUGAUGGUUGCAUCACCUUAGCCGAGUGGGCCCGUAACCGGAAGCGCCGGAGGGAGGAGAUUAAGAAGGAAAACGUGGCUGAAGUUAUUGGGCAAAGCGCAGAGCAAGUUCUAAACUUGAAUGUGCCAGAUGUAGAGGAAACUUUGGCUUAUGAUAACCAGGAUGAAGAAGUUGUGGCAAUGAUCGAGGAAUCGGCUGCAGACGGCGGAUUGAAUUUGAAUGAACAAGGUGAUGAUGCCCCUACUGGCAGUGAAUCUGGCUGGAGCAUGGACUGUUCAGCUGUAGUUAGAGUUAAUACUAUACACAUUAGUUCACCUAUAUUAGCGGCUAAGAGUCCAUUCUUCUACAAGUUGUUUUCGAAUGGGAUGAGAGAGUCGGAUCAACGGCAUGUAACACUUCGAAUACAUGAAUCUGAAGAAGCAGCCCUAAUGGAACUCCUCAAUUUUAUGUAUAGCAAUACAUUAUCUUCAACAACCCCUACUGCUUUGUUGGAUGUAUUGAUGGCUGCCGACAAGUUUGAAGUUGUGUCGUGUAUGAGAUACUGUAGUAGGUUACUUAGAAACUUGCCUAUGACUAGUGAGUCCGCGUUGCUCUACUUGGAACUUCCAUCUACUGUGCUAAUGGCUGAAGCAGUUCAGCCACUUACUGAUGCUGCAAAGCAAUUUCUUGCUGGACGUUACAAGGAUAUGUCUAAGUAAGUUUCAGUCUGACUCUCUCUAAAGCAGGACCAGAGAAUAUGGCUGUGUUAGUCAAUAUAUGCUUCUUCAUUACUUAGUUUUUCGAUUGGCUGAACUGUCAAUUCUUGGCCUUCAAAUGGUAGAAAAAUGUUUUAAUAUACUUAUUCUCUCUUAGGUUCCAAGAUGAGGUUCUUAACUUGCCACUAGCUGGAAUUGAGGCGGUAUUAGCCAGUGAUGAUCUCCAAGUAGCUUCAGAGGAUGCUGUUUAUGAUUUCGUACUUAAGUGGGCCCGCAUUCAGUAUCCCAGAUUAGAGGAACGUCGGGAUGUCCUGGGAACCCGUCUUGUCCGAUUAAUUCGUUUUGCAUUCAUGACGUGCCGAAAGCUGAGGAAGGUCCUGACAUGUAAUGACUUUGAUCAUGAUGUGGCAUCCAAGGUUGUUCUGGAUGCUCUCUUUUUCAAAGGCGAGACGCCAUAUAGGCAGCGCGCUCUUGCUUUAGAAGAGGCCAAUGCUCCCUAUCGCCGCCUUGUGGAAAGAUCGUACAAGUACCGACCCGUUAAGGUGGUGGAGUUUGAUCUUCCACGCCAGCAAUGUGUGGUCUAUCUUGACCUAAAACGUGACGAGUGUACACAUCUGUUCCCAGCUGGCAGGGUCUACUCUCAAGCCUUUCACCUUGGCGGGCAAGGGUUUUUCUUGUCUGCACACUGCAAUAUGGACCAACAGAGCUCUUUCCACUGCUUUGGACUGUUUUUAGGGAUGCAGGAGAAAGGAUCAGUGAGCUUUGCUGUUGAUUAUGAGUUUGCUGCUAGGUCAAAGCCGACAGAUGAGUUUGUGAGCAAGUAUAAGGGAAACUACACUUUCACAGGAGGGAAGGCUGUUGGAUAUAGGAACCUGUUUGGUGUUCCAUGGGAGGCAUUCAUGGCCGAGGACAGCCCUUUCUUCAUCAAUAGUAUUCUGCAUCUUAGGGCUGAGUUGACCAUAAGGCAGUGAGAAUUUUGAGAAAAUGAUCAUUGCUCUUGUGGUUUGACUGUUUCCUUCAUAUAGGUUUUUCUACGUGCUCGGCAGAGAACUAGGUAGAUUUGAGCAGCUGGUCUUGACUACCUAUGUUGAUUCCAGCCAAUGUGGCCUACUUUGUGUUGUAAGAAAAUCUUGGGUAGGCGGCUAACGACGACAUGCUGUUUUUGAUCUCCAAAGAUGUAGCCAAACAUGAUGAAAUGGAAUUAAGAGCUCCUUGGAUAAAAUUAUAAGCCUCUGCAUUUUCUGUAAUGCUGAAGUGUUGCUGCAAUCAUCUAAAAAGAAGAAACAACUUCUGCUGUUUAUUUCACUUGUCUGCUGCCAUGGUUGUGGAUCCUCUGUACUGUGUUUACUUUUGUAGUUCCAUCAUUGUCAGUUAGUGAAAAAGAACCAUGCUUUCUAAAAGAAGGGGCAAAAUAAUAGAACUUUUCUCAUCCACAACAAUCAUAUAAUGAUGGACCAUAUGCAUUUACUUAGUGCAGAAGCAGAACUGACAAUUACUCUGCCGAAUCUCCAUUCCCUUUCUUUGUAUGUGUGUUUUAACAGCCUGCAGAUACUUCUGAAUACUUUGAUCAAUCUCUCUAUCCACUAGAAACCUAAUGAAGGUGUUCAAAUGGUGAAAAGAACAUUGGGAUCUUUCCAGUCAUGCCGUGUGUGGAAAUGCUUCCGAGGCAGAGCAAUUACCGGCCAUGAUUGGGAUUGGGAGAACCAAUGGGAGAAAGAUAGCUUAAGCUUUUCCCUCAACUUUCUGAUUGGACUUCCCCUGGACUCACAAGUCAACUGCAACGGCUUCUUCUUCUUCUUCUUUAGGACCCCACAGUGGGCAUGCUUGGCAAAACAUCAUAAUUCAUCAAAAUUGGUUUCCUAAUGCAGCUUUUGAAGGGGCAGAAUGAAUUAUUGAGCAUAAUGACUUUUAAGGGGGUUGAAUA
This is a messenger RNA of Linum tenue, 3048 nucleotides long. The record is from the annotation of a GenBank genome assembly. Lineage: Eukaryota; Viridiplantae; Streptophyta; Magnoliopsida; Malpighiales; Linaceae.